Cyclospora cayetanensis is the source of this 1044-nucleotide messenger RNA. RefSeq lists its product as uncharacterized. Lineage: Eukaryota; Apicomplexa; Conoidasida; Eucoccidiorida; Eimeriidae. The record is from RefSeq and is a predicted model, not a curated record. The transcript has 9 exons. The coding region runs from base 1 to 1044 and encodes 347 amino acids.
AUGGCACGAAGUUUGACAUUCCGGCUCCGCACUAUGGACAAGGAAGAUUGGACCCUGCUGUUGAUUUCCCUUGGUUGGUGUGGCAUCUUUGUAGGUGCUUACGCAUUUAACGCUUGGCGUUUGGCAACACGAGGCACCCGUCACCCAUACCUGGCGGACGCAAUGGCCCUCAUAGAGUCAAACAAAAGCGUCAUGGAGUCACUUGGCGCGCCACUGGAGAUGAAGGCCGUGGAGGAACAUAGCGAGUCAUUUGCUCCAUGGAAGAGGCUGGUGUUGCAACUGACAGGACCAAACGGGACCACAAAGGCUUUUGUCUGUGCGCGUCGUGUGGGAUACAGCGAGGAGGAUCUUAUAGAGCAAAUCAGCGAGGAAGAGGAAGGGCCUAUAUGGAGUCGACCCUACCUUUUAAAGCAGUGGCUCCUCCAGGGCAUCAGCGACUUGUGGAAUGUCUCUCGGCAACUUUUUUCCGGGAGGAAAAGCUGUAGCGAUGGCUCCAGUGGAGUUGGAAAGUGGGAAAUAAUAUCUCUGUUUGUGCUUACCCCCGAAAGUCUAGCUCCCGGGGCGGCUGAAGACCAAGGUGCACCUUCCGUGAUCUUGUUGAAGGGCCGAUCUACAGAUAAUCCUGACUGGUCUGGCAUGCAGCACCACCGCCACCUGCAGCAACUCGCCGCUCGCCAGUUACAAGAUGCCAUCGUGAAAAGAAGCCCUUCAAGAAGUGUCCCGAAUGACGGCAAACACAGCACGGCGGUACCAGUCCGCCUGCGGUAUUUCACUGGGCAACUCUCUCAAGAAGCAAUUGACGGGGUGGCCCAUCUUGAAAUCUAUUCUGGAGACGAUGCAGGGGAUGAUCCAGACUUCACCGACAAGCUUCAAUGCGAGUUGCGUUUGCAGGCCUCACGCCCCUCAGCUUCAGUCCCCUACGUUGCAUUCCAGAGCACUUUGUCCCUGAUCCAGGAGCCUCGUGACCACACAGAUCCGCCGUUCCCCGUCGUGCAUACCUACGCCUUGGACCCCAGGGCGCUUACCAGAGCUCCGGAGCCAUAG